AUGGACAAGUCCCUCCUGCUGGGGCUCCCUGUCCUCCUCUGCUGCUUUCGAGUACUGUGCGGGUCAUUUGCAGCAGACCGAGAACAUGGAAUGGAUGAACUAUCUGUUGAUGAUCGCCAUUUACCUGAAAUUAUUCAGUGUAGGACGUGCCACAUCCAGUUUCCAAGACAGAAGUGUUCCAGAGGCAGAGGACUAUGUAUUGCAGUGAAAGAAGAGGCUUGCACAACUGGGAAGAUUUUCAAAAAUGAUGGCACUCUCUGGUUAACCUUCAGGGGUUGCCUAAAGAACUGCGCUAACGUGAACAACAUAAAGUGGAGCGUCUACCUGGUGAACUUCAGGUGUUGCAGGAGCCAUGACUUGUGCAAUGAAGACAUCUAG
Budorcas taxicolor (takin) is the source of this 378-nucleotide messenger RNA. RefSeq names its product prostate and testis expressed protein 1-like. Bases 1 to 378 code for a protein of 125 amino acids. Lineage: Eukaryota; Metazoa; Chordata; Mammalia; Artiodactyla; Bovidae. The record is from RefSeq and is a predicted model, not a curated record. The transcript has 5 exons.